AUGGACGAGAAAUACAAUGCGGCUGGAAUGGCAGAUACGUUGGAAGGUUGGUGGAGUUUGUGCUUUGACAGGUUUGACAUGACACUACCCGAGUGGUUAAACAAAGUAGCAAACAAGGAAAUUACUGAUGCUGAUAAGGUGAAUUUGUAUGUUGGCAGGGCAAACAUGGUUGUGGGCUCUACCAUGGUUCUUUGA
This is a messenger RNA of Prunus armeniaca (apricot), 195 nucleotides long. Lineage: Eukaryota; Viridiplantae; Streptophyta; Magnoliopsida; Rosales; Rosaceae. The record is from the annotation of a GenBank genome assembly.